GCAUCUUCGAUGGAUUGCCAAGUGCUUAGUGCUUCACACAUCGGCCUUGUUUUCUCCGCAUUUCCUGGAGACCAACGACCAACAAGAGUUUCGAAAUAAAAUAAAAAUUACAGCGAUGAGAAACCAAAGCAAGAAAAGUGGACAGGUGGGGUUCGAUCAAACCGAUGAGCAACCACCCUUUUUAAAGCUUCAAAGAAUGACUGGCUAUGACUGUUCCUACUGCCAGAUCGCCAAAGUUCGUUCCUUUUCCAUCUUCUUCGUCGCCAUUUUCCCAAUUCAGUAGAGACAACGAAAGCGGGGUUGUUCUCUCCCUUUUGCAAUAGAUCUCUACUCUAAUGGCAGUUCUUUCACCAGCUUCAUUUGUCACCAAAGGCCCUUCCUCUUCCAGUUCCUCUUCCUCACCCUUUCCUGCCAGAGCUUCAUUCCUGAGAGCCCAAUCUAUUUCUGGUUCUGAGCAGACCAAUUUGAGAUCGUCAUCUGCUUCCAAGAGCAUGUCAGAGUUCAAAUUGAAAGUUGCAAAGAACUCCACGGGGAUGACUAAGGAACGUGAAAUUGACGAUACAGCGACUCUUACCAGUAAAAAUUUAUUUGAUGGUCUGAAAGAACGAUUCCUGAGUUUCAAGAAGCAUACAUAUUUAGAGAACAUUGAACAUUAUGAAAGUCUUGCCAAGGGUCAAGCACCUAAGGUUAUGGUGAUCGCCUGUGGAGACUCCAGGGUUUGUCCCUCUAACAUUCUGGGAUUUCAGCCUGGGGAAGCUUUUGUAGUCCGUAAUGUGGCAAAUCUGGUACCCCAUUUUGAGAGUGGUCCAUCUGAGACUAAGGCAGCGUUGGAAUUUGCUGUAAACGUUCUCAAGGUUCAGAACAUCUUAGUUGUUGGCCACAGUCGAUGUGGAGGUAUCCGUGCUCUAAUGAGUAUGCAUGAUGAUGUUGAAACAAGUAGCUUCAUUGGUAGUUGGGUUUCUGUUGGAAUGAAUGCACGCAAAAGAACAAAGGCCGAUGCUUCUAAUCUCAACUUCGAUCAGCAAUGUAGACAUUGUGAAAAGGAAUCAGUAAGCUGUACAUUGACAAAUCUUCUAACUUAUCCAUGGAUAGAAGAGAAAGCGAAGGGUGGAGAACUCUCCAUCCAUGGUGGCUAUUAUGAUUUCGUAGACUGUACAUUUGAGAGGUGGACACUGGACUACAAGGAAGAUGGUGAAGUUUCUGUAAAGGAUCGGUCCUUCUGGUGCUAAAUCUCUACCUUUCGGCUGCAACAGCCAUGCUGGUUUGCCUGUGUGUGUUUCCUUGCUUCUGCUCUAAAGUCUGUCUUAGGGUUGUCUACAAAACGUCCAGACCUUGUUCUGUCUAUAUUGAACUCACCGACAUCACAGUGUUGUAUGUAAGUUUGGCACUCCAAUCUUGAUUUGAAAUUUUUUCGCAACUCUUUCUGUAAAAUAAACCGUUAAAGCAACUUAUUUUCCUUGUGGAUGAGAUAGCAUGCAUAUGAAUCAACAGUUUAGUCCUAUAUACUUGUAUGACA
Messenger RNA from Linum tenue, 1516 nucleotides. The record is from the annotation of a GenBank genome assembly. NCBI's taxonomy places the organism in Eukaryota, Viridiplantae, Streptophyta, Magnoliopsida, Malpighiales, Linaceae.